Molecule: messenger RNA, 888 nt
Organism: Striga asiatica
Lineage: Eukaryota; Viridiplantae; Streptophyta; Magnoliopsida; Lamiales; Orobanchaceae
Source: the annotation of a GenBank genome assembly
UUGUUUCCAUUAAUGUUUUCAGUAGGGUUUUCGAAAAUGGGAAGGGGAAAGAUCGAGAUCAAGAGGAUCGAAAAUAACACCAACCGACAGGUUACCUUCUGCAAACGCCGAAACGGGCUUUUGAAGAAAGCUUACGAGCUUUCGAUUCUCUGUGAUGCUGAGGUGGCAUUAAUCGUGUUUUCGAGCCGUGGCCGCGUCUCUGAGUAUGCCAACUGCAACAUUAGAUCAACCAUAGAAAGGUACAAAAAAGCAACUGCAGAUAGUUCAAGUGUCUACGCAACUCAAGAAAUCAAUGCUCAAUUUUACCAACAAGAGUCCAAGAAACUACGUCAGCAAAUACAAAUGCUCCAAAACUCCAACAGGCAUCUUAUGGGUGAAGGGCUGAGUUCUCUCAAUGUCAAAGAACUGAAACAAGUCGAAAGCCGUCUCGAAAGAAGCAUCACAAGAAUCAGGGGCAAGAAGCAUGAAAUGAUACUUGCUGAGACUGAGAAUUUGCAGAAAAGGGAGAUUCAGCUGGAGCAGGAAAAUGCUUGCCUCAGAGCUAAGAUUCAAGAAAACGAAAAGCUUCAAGAACUUAGCAUGAUGCCUUCUGGACAGGACUUUGCUUUGCAGGCUUAUUUCGCCCGUAAUGUGCUUCAGCUCAAUAUGAUGGAGACUGCCACAAUAUCCCAUCCCUGAAAAAAAGAAUCUCUAUAUCGGAAUCAAGAGAUGCCAUGUCAAGAUAAUCGUUACUAUUUUACCGGCUUUUUGUUUCGUUCGAUUAUGACAAUCGUGCCUCUUUUUAGCGACAUUGUUAAUUAAUUACUCCAAUUGUGUGAUCUCUAUACGUAUUCGAUUAUGCUAAAGCUUGCACUUUUUACCACCUAAGCAGACAACAUUAUAAGAAAA